CUUCCGCGAGCGGCAGUAUCGGUGACAUUCUGCCCGGUGUGGAAGUAAGGGCAACAUGCAGGCAGUCCGCCGGGUGGUGUGUGCCAUGUCUGGCGGGGUGGACAGCUCGGUGGCCGCUUUACUGCUCCGGAGAAGAGCAGCAAACAGCAACAACUUUCAGAGCCUGUAAUAAAUUGCUGACAUGCUGAGCUGAAGACCCAAUGCAAGUCCAGCCAGACAUCCCAUCAUGAGGACUGUGUCACAACUGCGUACUAAAGCUCAUUUUUAACUUAAAUAUCAUCCAGCGACUGACUUUUAGAGUGUUAUAAUGACUUUGUGCAGUAUGAAGGAGAUAAAUAUUGUCCCUUUUAAGAAAUAAACACACCAGGAUAUGAUGUCACUGGUGUAUUCAUGAACAAUUGGGAUGUAGUGGAUGAGCAUGGUGUCUGCAGUGCGGAGAAAGACUGCGAGGAUGCAUAUAAGGUCUGCCAGAUGCUGGAUAUCCCCUUCCACCAAGUGUCCUACGUCAAGGAAUAUUGGCAUGAUGUAUUCAGUUACUUCUUGAAUGAAUAUGAGAAAGGAAGAACUCCUAACCCUGACAUUCUGUGCAACAAGCAUAUCAAGUUUAAUUAUUUAAUCAGCCAUGCCAUAGAUAAUUUAGGUGCUGACGCCAUUGCCACUGGGCAUUAUGCUAGAACAUCACAAGAAGAUGAAGAGGUAUUUCAGCAGAAAUAUAUUAAGCAUAGACCAAGUCUCUUUAGGAACAGAUUUGAAGUUAGAAAUGAUGUAAAGCUUUUACAAGCAGCCGAUAAAUUUAAAGACCAGACAUUUUUCCUAUGUCAGAUUUCCCAAUAUGCAUUACGCAAAACCAUGUUUCCGCUUGGAGGAUUAACAAAGGACUUUGUAAAGAAAAUAGCUGCAGAAGCUGGAUUCCAUCAUGUCUUAAAGAGAAAAGAGAGUAUGGGAAUCUGUUUCAUUGGAGAAAGGAACUUCGAAAGAUUCAUACUGGAGUAUUUGGAACCUCAGCCUGGAAACUUUGUUUCAAUAGAGGAUGGAAAAAUCAUGGGAACUCAUAAAGGUUGGUUCCUGUUCACCCUGGGACAGAGGGCAAGAAUCGGAGGUCAGCGGGAUGCAUGGUUUGUUGUGGAUAAGGAUGUGGCCGCAGGGACUGUUUAUGUGGCACCAUCUACAAACCAUCCAGCUCUCUUGAGAGACUUGCUGCGAACAGAUCGUGUGCACUGGCUCUCCGAAGACCCACCUGCAGAGUUGAUCAGGGAUAAGAUGAUGGAGUGUCAUUUCAGAUUCCAACACCAGAUGGCGCUCAUGCCGUGUGUGCUGACGCUAAACCAAGAUGGCUCAGUAUGGGUGUCGUUGGUCAAGCCAAUCCGAGCGCUGACGCCUGGACAGUUUGCAGUCUUCUACAAAGGGGAGGAAUGCCUUGGAAGUGGCAAGAUCAUGAGACUGGGCCCUUCGCUGCACACAUUGCAGCAGGGCCAGCAAAGAAUGAAAUCGGCAGCAAGUGUGUCGACAGAGGCUGUUGAAGAGAUGGAUCCGGUGUCCUGACGGCUCCUAUUUUCCUGGCAAAUUGAAAGAAUUCUAUGAAAUCUGAGCCGUGGAAUUAUGCGGGAAGGAAAGCACACACUGUCUCUACCUUAAUUAAGGCACAAGUUCUGACAGAUAUGACUGGCAUACUAACUCCGGGGCAUUUUAUAAACAAUCAUUGAUUGUGUUCAAGACAAUCUAUACUCAUGUGUGUUUGAACAAUGGCAUGAAAAUAUAUUUUCUGCUGAAGAAUAAAUGAUGCAUUUUUAAAAUUGUUUUAUUAUUGACACUGUUAUAAUUUCUAUUAAAUUCUAGACACUG
Messenger RNA from Spea bombifrons (plains spadefoot toad), 1842 nucleotides. It is a transcript of the gene TRMU, whose product is annotated as tRNA mitochondrial 2-thiouridylase. Bases 391 to 1542 code for a protein of 383 amino acids. Gene Ontology annotation, molecular function: sulfurtransferase activity. The transcript has 12 exons. Gene Ontology annotation, biological process: tRNA wobble position uridine thiolation. Lineage: Eukaryota; Metazoa; Chordata; Amphibia; Anura; Pelobatidae. Gene Ontology annotation, cellular component: mitochondrion. The record is from RefSeq and is a predicted model, not a curated record.